AAUUAAAUCACUGAUAGAAUCUAAGUGCAGAAAGCACAUAGAUUACGAACGAGAGAAAAAAAAAUCAUUCUAUGUGCAACUAUUAAAAAUUAAAAGUUACUGUAUUAAAUUUCAUUCUUUCCAUAAUAAAUUUAGAGUGUAGCUACAUAAAAAGCAACCCUGUCAACAUAAAAUCCAAACAGAAACAUAACAAACGUGAACAAACAUGGCGCGCGCAGGUGAUGAACGUUUUGUCGCGGAAAACUCCGAAAUUUCAAACGUGGUGCUGAAAGAAUUGAAUUUGCCAGCCGAAUUACUUGCUGUUUUUGAAGAAUUGAGCUACAACGUCGACCGUUUCUCCACCGUCACCAAAGACGAACUUAUUAAAGAUUUGGGAGCUGCCGGAUGGAGCUGCGACUGGGACCUGCUUUAUGACCGGAUAACAGCCUGGCGGAAGCUGAACGGUUUCGAUUUGAUCACUUUCACCAAAGUGGAAGUUUUGGAGGAGUGGGUUUGCAGUGAGGAAGUGGAAGCAUCGGAACAGACACUAUUCGACCCUGAAUUGAGCGAAUCAUCUGAGAGAUUGACUUUCUCACCCGUCGUAUCUGCAACUGGGACAAUUGGAUCGGUCGUGGCAUCGGUGGAUCUCCCUGGACCAUCAUCUUCAUCGUCAGUGCCAUCGGCGGAUCUCCCUGAAACAUCUUCCUCGUCGGCCGUGGAAUCGGCUGAUCUCCAUGAAUCAUCAUCGUCGGUCGUGACAUUGGCGGAUCUCUCUGUAUCAUCAUCUUUGUCGGCUGUACCAUCAGCGGAUCCUCGGGUGGAUCUCUCUGGUUCGUCGUCUUCGUCGGCCGUGAAUCUCCCUGAACCAUCAGCUUCGAGGGCUGUGACAUCGGCGGAACACCCUGGACCAUCAUUUUCGGCACAAUCGGUGGUUCCUCCUAAGGGUAAAGGACCAGAUGAAACUCGAGACUUGGAUACGCCUUGUUCAUCGUCAUUCUUUGGCCCACGCGACCUUGAAGUACUCCUUCGCAAAUCUCUUAGUGGAGAAGCGCUGCUGGCAAGGGCUCCUAAGGGGCCACUGACGGAACGAAGCCAAAAAGAUCUAGCGGAAAUCAUCGCCGAGCAUCAUUUGAAUGCUCGGCUGAAGACAACGGAGCGGGUAUUGGACAGCUAUGCGGAGUCAAUAACGCUGUUGUUCCGCCAGGAAAAAAAGGAUUGCUACUACAUACCACGAAGCGGCGAGAAAAGAAAUCCGGGCGGCAAGAUUUAUAAUAAAAUUGCAAACCUGAAACAAAAAAGGAUCAAACGAGACAAGUAUGAGGAGGACAUUGAAGCCAAACGACAGAAGCACAGCACUGGCUCGACAGGCGUAGACAUCGAGUUGGACGCCGCGGCAGAAGCAGCCUUUAAUUGGUUGAGACUCAAUACGCAACCAUGGCAAACAACUGUUAACCAGUGGAAAGCUUCUUUCAAUCGAAGACGUCGAGAUUUGCAGAAACCAGCACUGCUCGCUAAUGUAGAUGGGAUAUACCGUCACUACAAGGACCCUUAUGGAUUCCAACUGGUAAGUUUUAUUGCACAUUUCUUGUAAUACGCGAAUUCACACGUUUCCCCGAAAAUGCUGUGCAAAAUAUACAAAAUGGAUUGGUGGACUGAGAUACGCCCUACCAGCGAUCGAAACAUGUUUAUUUGCGAAAAGCCCUUAGGACCUUUUCACAUGUUAUGCUAGAAUUGCGUCCAGUGUCAUUAAGCUUGUCAUUAACCGUCAUCAACCGUAAUGAUUAAAAACGUAAACAUUUGAAUUUUUUAAGUAAGUUAAAUUAAAUCAAUUAACUAGUGGGUGGCAUCACCAAAAAUAUCCAGAUCUUUCCGACUAUGUAUUGUUCUAGAAUUUAACUUACGUGUGUGUAGUUUAAGAACAAAGUUUUGUGUAGUUUUUUAAUAAUACAUUUUAAAUGUUUCAGAUCGAUGAAGACUUCGACAGGCUGUACAAUAUUACUACCGAUGACCCGAUCGACAAAUGGAAUCGCUCAUUAGCAGGACUGACCGUUCGCCUGUGUCAACAAUACAAGGACGGAGCGUCGAACAAGCUUGUGGAUUUACUUCGGAAUGGUGCAAGUACGGGUAAGAUAAAACAACUUCCAGCGGUUGUAAUAUCACAACUAUCAAAGCACUGUGUGGGGGUUGGGAUCCAUUGAGGGAACAUCAAUUGCAUUGCUGCACAGCAGCUCCUGGCACACAGGAAGACCAGUUGCCACAAAAAUCGGUUAUUUUAAACUAUUAUUAAUAAGGGGCUGUUCAUAAACCACGUAGGCCAACAUUUGGUCAUCU
Aedes albopictus (Asian tiger mosquito) is the source of this 2310-nucleotide messenger RNA. RefSeq lists its product as uncharacterized. Lineage: Eukaryota; Metazoa; Arthropoda; Insecta; Diptera; Culicidae. The transcript is spliced from 4 exons. The coding region runs from base 206 to 1570 and encodes 454 amino acids. The record is from RefSeq and is a predicted model, not a curated record.